Impatiens glandulifera is the source of this 1282-nucleotide messenger RNA. RefSeq lists its product as uncharacterized. The record is from RefSeq and is a predicted model, not a curated record. The transcript is spliced from 7 exons. The coding region runs from base 346 to 1056 and encodes 236 amino acids. Gene Ontology annotation, molecular function: transcription coregulator activity; protein binding. NCBI's taxonomy places the organism in Eukaryota, Viridiplantae, Streptophyta, Magnoliopsida, Ericales, Balsaminaceae. Gene Ontology annotation, cellular component: histone deacetylase complex. Gene Ontology annotation, biological process: regulation of DNA-templated transcription.
GUCGUUUCCAAUGUGGCAGUUGGCCAGCAUUUACUGUGUGCAUCUCUCUCUCUCUCUUUCUCUUUCUUUCCCAUUUCAAUUUCAAUGAUGAUGAUGAUGGAUUCAAUGUCAUCGAGCUCAGUACACCCUUCAGACUAAAACCCUGCUGAAUUCAUUCCCCUCCUCCUCCUCCUCCUCUGUUUCACUCAGAUCGAGCUUCUCAAAUCUCACUUCACCAAUCCAGCGCUGAAAUUCCUGUUUUUUCUCUCCUCAAACACCGCGAUUUCCAUUCGAAUGUAAUCAGGUGUGAUAUCCGAUUCUUCUUUCUAUAUCGAAAUUGAUUGAUUGAUUAUUCGAAAUUAACAAAUGCUGGAAGCUGAGGUAUGUUCUUCUAGGGUUUUCUCACCUUUCCGCGGUGAGGAAAGUGGUGAUGAAGAGCUAGCUGUUCUUCCUAGGCAUACUAAAGUAAUCGUGACUGGAAACAACAGAACAAAAUCUGUUCUAGUUGGUUUACAUGGCGUUGUCAAGAAAGCUGUCGGUCUAGGUGGUUGGCAUUGGCUGGUUUUGAAGAAUGGGGUUGAAGUAAAAUUACAGAGAAAUGCAUUGAGUGUGUUGGAACCUCCCCAUGGGAAUGAAGAAGAUGAAGAAGAAGAAGACUUUGAUUACUCAACCAGUGGCUCUGAUCUUGUCCAAAGACACAAUAAUCUAACAGCUUGUGGAGCCGAGUUCACUAAGCUAAGCAAGAUGACUGUUAGGCAGCAGCAACAGCAUCAUCCGAAAACAUGGACAGCGAAACUAAGCAGUCGUGGUAAUUGCAAAGAACUUCACUCGAUCAUCCAGACAUCUCAAUCGCAGAGAGUAAACCUAGCAAAGUUGGGAACCAGUUCACUUUGGAGAUAUUGGCGAAUCUUCAAACUCGGAAGUAUAAAUCCUAGCAUAACAAAAGAACAAUUGGUUAAGUCAGUUCAGCGCCAUUUUGCUUCUCAGAGACGAAUGGAUGAGGUGCAAGUGAUAACAGAAUUCAUCAGAGCGGCCAAGAGAUUGAAAUCGAAAUCAUCGAAGAAGAAAGAUAUGUAAAUCUUGAUUGCAGUUGUGUUGUGGGGUGUGUAAAUCUUUGGGUAUAAAUGUGCAUCAAAUUAGUUAACAAAUGUAGAUGAAUGAUGAUCUAUUUCAUCAUAGGAUUGAUUCCAUCUUCUUUUUAAGGCUAACCAUAACUCCUACUUGACUUGAUUUCAAACUUGCUGCCUUGAUCAGCUUAUUAAUGAUGUACACUUUCAUAUGCUUCCCAUAUUGUUUGGUUUGA